Molecule: messenger RNA, 1578 nt
Organism: Menidia menidia (Atlantic silverside)
Lineage: Eukaryota; Metazoa; Chordata; Actinopteri; Atheriniformes; Atherinopsidae
Source: the annotation of a GenBank genome assembly
CGAAGUUAUAAUAUAACUUUAACUAAGUGUCUACUGGGGACAGUUUUAGUUUGUUAAAAUUUGCCGUGCUCUGCCCCUUUAAGAUCUCGUGGAUUCCUCCGUAGUACUUUCCGGCGCGGUUGCCUGGCAACGGUCAGUGGGCGGGAACAAGGAAGAGAGCAGCCGGUGGAGGAGCGGCAAGCAGGCGGAGCUCUGCGCCUUCGGAGUCCGCCUGUCGGAGUAAGGACGUGGGGCAGGACGCUAUAAACCCUGGCGGAACCUGACACCCGCUCAGCUGAGCCCUAAGAGCAUUUGCGGCGUGUUAGGGGCUUUUGUCAGAAGGUUCUCGAAGCGUCUUGGUUCACGCCGGAGGAAAAAAUGUCGAACCUCAACUGGAAACCCUUCGUUUUCGGCGGGCUGGCCUCCGUGACGGCGGAAUGCGGGACCUUUCCAAUCGACCUAGCCAAGACGCGUCUUCAGGUCCAGGGCCAAGUGGGGGACAUCAAAUACCGGGAGAUUCGCUACAGAGGCAUGCUCCAUGCCAUGAUGAGGAUCGGAAGAGAGGAGGGGCUCCGGGCGCUAUACUCGGGAAUCGCUCCAGCCAUGCUGCGCCAGGCCUCCUACGGGACCAUUAAAAUUGGCACCUACCAGAGUUUUAAGCGACUGCUUGUGGACAGACCAGAAGAUGAAACUUUGCUCACGAAUGUGCUGUGUGGUGUCCUCUCUGGAGUCAUAUCCUCCUCCAUCGCCAACCCCACUGACGUGCUAAAGAUCCGGAUGCAAGCUCAGGGGAGUGUGAUCCAGGGAAGUAUGAUGGGCAACUUCAUCAACAUCUACCAGGAAGAGGGAACAAGAGGACUGUGGAAGGGAGUCUCUCUAACGGCCCAGAGAGCAGCCAUCGUCGUGGGAGUGGAGCUUCCAGUCUACGACAUAACAAAGAAGCACCUGAUCCUAUCGGGUUGCAUGGGGGACACCGUGUACACACACUUCAUAUCCAGCUUUGCGUGCGGCCUGGCCGGCGCUUUGGCCUCGAACCCGGUGGAUGUGGUCCGGACACGCAUGAUGAACCAGAGGGGCGGAGCUCUGUACCAGGGAACGCUGGACUGUCUGCUGCAGACGUGGCGCUCGGAGGGCUUCAUGGCGCUCUACAAAGGCUUCUUCCCCAACUGGCUCCGCCUGGGACCCUGGAACAUCAUCGUAUCCUUUCACCCACCGACGUGCCGCCUGUGUGAUAUAACCUGCUCUCAUUUCUUCCUCACUUAUGAGCAGCUGAAGAAGAUGAACGUGUGAGCGGAGGGGCGGCACCGCGAGGGAGAGCUGAGCGCUGGGCGCCCGCGCUGAGAGGACCAAAAGCAGGACCGGCUGGACGGUGGCGGUGGGUGGUGGUGGGGGUGUUGGGUCCCUGUUGGAACCAGCGGGGGAAACGGGGUACACGGACGUAGACCCGAGUUAAAAGGAGCGGCCAGAUUCCUGUGCAGGGGCCGUUUGUCUCCUGAAGCCGUUAGCAAACGUGGAACAGGAGCCGCGACCCAGGAAAAAAAAAACUGCUUCCUUGGUUUUUUUUUUUUUUUUUUUUUUAAAUCGUCUUUUUUUUUUUUU